Messenger RNA from Phytomonas sp. Hart1, 1008 nucleotides. The record is from the annotation of a GenBank genome assembly. Lineage: Eukaryota; Euglenozoa; Kinetoplastea; Trypanosomatida; Trypanosomatidae.
AUGGAAAGGCGAAAGACACGCACCUCGAAGCUACGGCCGGAGGAAGUCGGGGUCUUGGCCAACCCCGAUCCUCAACGGCUGUCCCCCGCGGAGGUCAAGGAGGAGUCCGCGGAGAGCCCUCAGGAGCGGAUCGAGCGCGGGGGGGAAGGGGAAAAGAAGGGGCUGCGCUCACCACAGGUCGCGCCACGGCACCACUCCUUCAGCAGCAACCACACCAACGGCUCGGAGCGGCCUUCUCAACAGCAGACGAUGACGGCGGGGAAGGCCCCACCGAAGGCAAAGCCAACGCACGAGGUGAUCCCCACAACCGACGCGGUGGCGACGCCAACGGCGAGCAACGUCGCCGCGGGGAUUAUUCCCGAGUUGAGGCCGGCGGAAAAAGGCACAGCGGAAGACUCAGCAAGCGAGGAGGAUUGGAUGAAUAUCGUCGAAAAGGCCGAGGCAAGGCCAAUGCAUCUGUCCUCUGCAGAUGGUGUCGAGGAUAUGGAGGUGAGAGGGCAUAUUGCGCGGAAGGCGAUGCAGGCAAAGCUUGAUCAGGAGGAGGCGCGUAAAGCGCGUGAGGCCGCCGUGCAGUCGGCGCUAAACAGCGAUGGUGGCAUCAUUAUCCGAAGCAACAAUCGCACAGGAAUGCACGCGACUGGUGCCGGGAGUGGGGCCGUGAUGAAUGAAGCUGAUCUGACCAAACUGCGAGAGAACCUGCAGCUCCUCACAAAGGCUUCAAACCCGCUUGGAAAGUUUUUAGAGGCCAUUCAUGAUGACAUCGACAGCAUGACAAGGGAGCUCGAGACAUGGCGUAGUGAAGCCCGUAACCAGGCGCUUGCCGCCAUGGAAGCGCAACAGCAGACGGAGGAAAGCGUUCAAGCCGUACAGGUGAAGCUGCAAAGCAUUGAGGAUGAGAUCAGUGAUCAGAUAUUGAAAACAGGUCAUCUUCAACAGACUAUCUUUACAAACGAUCGUGCAAUUGAGGGAAUGGUACGAAUGCUAAUCGGUCCUGAAAAUCUGGCGUAA